Molecule: messenger RNA, 1086 nt
Organism: Monosiga brevicollis MX1
Lineage: Eukaryota; Choanoflagellata; Craspedida; Salpingoecidae
Exons: 3
Coding region: 220-1086 (288 amino acids)
Biological process (GO): regulation of monoatomic ion transmembrane transport; potassium ion import across plasma membrane
Cellular component (GO): plasma membrane
Molecular function (GO): inward rectifier potassium channel activity
Source: RefSeq, a predicted model, not a curated record
AGAAGGAGUGGUACUGGCAGUGUCGGUGACGGCCGUCAGGUUAAAAGCUUGUGAUGAACACCAGCAUCAAACUUGGACUCCAAGCUGGGGCUUAAGAUUGAGGCGUGGUCAGAGGGCAUCGGUGCUUGUGGGGCGUGAUUGUAUGCUCCGUGUGCAUGACAGUUGCGGUUUUCUUGAUCUUCAGACCGUGCCUCAGCUGUACCUUGAUAAGCGUUCACAAUGCGACACGGGCGUAGCACGGAUCGCUUUCCGGUCCGCCCCGGCCUGAUCAGCAAGCACGGCCGUUUGCGCGUGCGAGAACGCCGCACCGGCCUCAAAACUUGGCGCAACAACCUGCGGGAUCUCUUCAACUGGCUUCUCUCCCGGUCUACGCUGUUCCUGCUACUUCUCUUUGUGAGUGCCUACGUCCUUUCGUACCUUCUUUUUGGCUGCUUUUGGUAUGCCAUCCACAAGAACAACGCGCGCUGCAUCAACGACGUGGAGGGCUUUGCCACCGCCUUUCUCUUCUCCAUCGAGACCCAGUCAACGAUUGGCUACGGUACCAAGCAUGUUGCCGGCCACUGCAAUGGUGGCAUCAUCAUGCUUCUCAUUCAAAACAUCUGGGGCAAUCUCCUCGAUGCUUGCCUGGUGGGGCUUAUCUUUGCUCGUCUCACCCGCCCCAACAAGCGCCGCUUCACCCUCCGGUGCAGCUCAGUAGCUGUAAUUCGCUACGUUAAUGAUCAGCGUUGUCUAUCGAUUCGUGUGGGCGACAUGCUACAGCAACACUCCCCUCUUAUUGGCUGUUCUUGCCGCCUCUACCUGGUGGAAGACGUGACUACCGUCGAGGGCGAGCUACUGCCGUAUAACACCGUCGCGCUGACGCUCGAUCACGGGGCAGGCUCUUCGUCCGAGCAACCGUUCUUGGCCAUCCCUCAAGAGGUGCGGCAUAUCAUCGAUGAAAAUAGUCCUCUCAACAACGUGGCCUGUCAGAAUGACCUCGAGGAGCGGCGAGCCGAGCUGAUCUUCGUGCUGGAGGGCACCAUCUCGGUGCGUCCACCGGCCCGCCUUCUGCCUGUGCUGGAUGUUUCGCACCGUUUGCUUGCAUAA